This is a messenger RNA of Zychaea mexicana, 1815 nucleotides long. RefSeq lists its product as uncharacterized. The record is from RefSeq and is a predicted model, not a curated record. Lineage: Eukaryota; Fungi; Mucoromycota; Mucoromycetes; Mucorales; Lichtheimiaceae. The transcript is spliced from 2 exons. The coding region runs from base 1 to 1815 and encodes 604 amino acids.
AUGCACAAGACACUGGGUCAUCGUCACUCUUUUCCGCCACCAUCCCGUCCAUUCAGCAUUCAGCAGGACAGUCUGAUAGCAUCUCCUCCAUCGCCCGUUCCUGCAGAUGAUAGUAGCGUAGGCGACGGUGAUGGUGGAGAUGAUGGUAAUAGUAUCACUGCUGCUGCUGUUGCUGCCGCUGCUUUUCUUGAUGACGAUGUCGAUGCUGGCGAUGCUCCCACUGAUGCCGCGGUUGCUACAACACCAGCUGUCGAUCCCCGUUGCACCAGCACAACCACAACUCCGCCUUUACGACUUUCUGAAAUCGAACGAAUGCCAGCAUCCCACAAUCCUCGAACGCUCCCCGCCACUGCAGUUGCUACUGACCAUGUUACUACUACUACUACUACUGCUGCUGCUGCUGCUGCUGCCAGUCCUACUGACCAGCGGCAACAACAACAACAACAAGAGCAACGCAUAGAGCCAUUUGUCAGUCCUUUGACAGAGACCAAUUUAAAAUAUCAUACCGAAUCGUUCCCUGCGAAUCAAGAAGCACGGCAAUUUUACAUUGAAUCAUACGUCGAAACUCAGGCCAACGUAGUACAGCUUGAAAACAAACUACAGCGUAGACGUCGAGCAGAAAUCCGAUCGCUGGUGCCACUUGACACAUUAUCUACAUACGACGAAUUGAUAGCUCAACACUCCGUGAUUCAGCCACACCAGCAACAACAAACAACGGUGACAGAAACCACUGCUGCUGCUGAUAGCAGCAAUGACAACAAUACCCAUCAUAAACAGCAAAAAAAGAAACGGCGGAAAUGGUUUAAUUGGUUGACGCCGGUACGUUUCAAACGCAAACAGGAGGACCAGGAAUACCAACAGCAGCAGGGACCUGCAGCAACAGCAUCGAUUAACCCCGCAACAGCGCCAACAACAACACUCGUCGAUACAACUAUUGCUGAUGAUGAAAAGAAUACGUAUUAUGAAGGCCGACAACGACACCGCCCUUCUUCAUCAACAACAACAGCAACAGCAACUUCAGCUCGACAAUUACAACGCAACUCAUGGGCAGCACCAGAAACCAAAUAUCAACACUAUCAGAAUGAAAAAUCGGAACUUUUGCACGAUGGAUUAUGUGUGUUGAACAAUGUCAACAUUCUCCGUGCCUUGGGCGGUGACCGGAUCAUUGCUGCUGCUUCUGCUUCUGCAGGUACGGGAGGAGGAACAGGGACAGGAGGAAGGCCCAACACAACAUCCAUGAUUCUAUUACCGUCUCAGCAACGACGCCACCUUCAUCAUCAAGGAGUAAAACGGGAUUCAAGCGUAUCAUUUCCAGCUCGACAACAUCAACAAUCGAACAAAACGAAUCGACGUCGGUUUUCUGCCCGGCUGAGGUCAGUUCGGGAAGAUGUACAGGAACAGGAACAACAGCAGAAACAACAACUAAGACGGUGGAAUACCAGUAAUGACGGUAUUUCAUCAACGACAGCAACAACAUUGAUUGGUUUCCGGUAUCCUCGAAUGGUACAUCGACAUACAUUACGUGAUGCAGCGAUCCAAGUGCUGUCCUCAGAGCUGUCUUUAUGGGAAAACGAGGAUCAAUUGAAUAACAACGGUGAGGAUGAUGAUGGGGACUAUGAUGAUUACGACGAAGACGAGGACAAUAUUGAUUAUCAGCAGCAUCAUCAUCAUUGCCAUGAAAGAGGAGGUUUAGCGAGGAGAAACUCAUUGAAUAACGAGACAAGUAGUAGUCGGAACAGUAUGUCCCAUACUCAUCGAUACUAUCAAUCAAGAAACAGACGGUUCUCGGAUCCGCGAAUGGUGUUUGUGUCUUGA